AUGACAAAGCAAAUCACUCUUGAAGAAGUUUCUCAUCACAACAAAGCUGGUGACUGCUGGGUUGUUAUCCAUGACCAUGUGUAUGAUCUGUCGCAUUUCAUUGACGAACAUCCUGGUGGUGCAAAGGUAAUUCUUAAACAGGCUGGCAAGAAUGGAACCGCUGCAUUUGAUCAAGUUCAUCCUAAAGAUAUUAUCCAAAUGCAUUUGCCCAAAGAGUGCUGUCUUGGAGUUUUGGUUCAAGAUGGCUCUAAACAUGCGGUCACCUCGACUUCUGCUCCAACCAUGUAUUCUAGCCCACUCAAUUUGCCACCUCUCGAUUCCAUACUCAACCUAUUUGAUUUCGAGGCAAUUGCUCGAUCUUCUCUAUCAAAAGAAGCAUGGGCGUACUAUUCAUCUGGUGGUGAUGACGAGCUCACUCUCCAAGAAAACCAUGCCGCGUUUCAUCGUAUCUGGUUACGACCUCGCGUCAUGGUUGAUGUCAAAACGGUGAAUGUAUCCACCACUAUGCUAGGUGUACCCUCUUCUCUUCCAAUCUAUAUCACUGCUACUGCGUUGGGCAAACUGGGUCAUCCCGAAGGUGAAGUGGUGCUGACUCGUGCUGCUGGAGCAAAAGGAAUCAUUCAAAUGAUCCCAACUCUGGCUUCGUGUUCAUUUAUGGAUUUGGUUGGUGCAAAGUGUCAAGGGCAGUCACAAUUUUUUCAGCUUUAUGUCAACAGCAAUCCAAGUAUCACAGAGAAUCUGAUUCGUAGAGCUGAAGCCAAUGGAAUCAAGGGAUUGUUUAUUACAGUAGAUGCUCCUCAACUUGGUCGUCGUGAAAAAGAUAUGCGACUAAAGUUUAUUAAUGACACACCUGACGCCAUCGAUCCCGAUACACCUCGCACAAACAAUUUGGGUGCAGCCCGUGCCAUUUCCCAUUUUAUUGAUCCUUCUCUUUCAUGGAAGGACUUGGACUGGUUUCGUAGCAUCACCACACUUCCCAUCGUUCUCAAGGGCAUUCAAACAGGUGAGGAUGCUAUCAUUGCAGCAAAGAGUGGUCACGUUGCCGGAAUUGUGAUUUCCAACCACGGAGGAAGGCAAUUAGAUACAUGUCGAUCGGGCAUUGAAGUGUUGAUGGAAGUGACCGAUGCGUUGCGCAAGGAGAACCUUGAGGGAAAAAUGGAAAUCUAUGUCGAUGGUGGAUUUCGUCGCGGAACAGACAUUUUCAAGGCAUUGGCAUUGGGGGCUAAAGGUAUUGGUCUUGGUCGACCAUUUCUUUAUGCCAUGUCAGGGUAUGGUCAAGCUGGAGUUGAACGAGCCAUUGAUCUUUUAAGGGAAGAACUAGAAAUGGUCAUGCGAUUGAUGGGUGUAACACGAUUGGAUGAUAUUAAAAGAGAAUCGUUGAUGACUUCAUCUCUUGGUAUUCAUCUAGGUUCACCAUUGUUUGAUUCGCUAUCUCAUCGAACAUACGAACCAUUAACAACUAGCAGCAAGCUUUAA
This is a messenger RNA of Batrachochytrium dendrobatidis JAM81, 1476 nucleotides long. Its product is annotated as L-lactate dehydrogenase (cytochrome). The record is from RefSeq and is a predicted model, not a curated record. The coding region runs from base 1 to 1476 and encodes 491 amino acids. The transcript has 4 exons. NCBI's taxonomy places the organism in Eukaryota, Fungi, Chytridiomycota, Chytridiomycetes, Rhizophydiales. Gene Ontology annotation, molecular function: oxidoreductase activity; heme binding.